AUCAGACACGAGCGUGAGGUAUUCCAUGUGUGAAGUUACUCUUUACUGAGGCCACGUGAUUUCCAGGCCGAGCCAUAAUUCCAAGAUCUUAAACCGACCUUGACACAAACUGCAAAUUGCAGACAUGGCGCAUUCGUUUGCAUCGACUUUGCUGCUGGCAGCGAUUGGGCCGCGCUUGGUGGCUGGGUCGCUGCUCCAGGCUCUAUCCAAUGAGCGCCCAGAUCCGGCGGUGUUUCCUUCCCCGGAAACCCCCCACCACUUGCCACCGGCCGGCACGAAUGUGACGGGCCCGAAGUCCACCAACAAGUUCUGGGCCAAUUGGGUGGUGGAGGAGGGCCGCGACUUGGCGAUCCACCCCAUGCCUUACGUGCUGAAGUUCGAGUCUUCGCCGCCCAACAUGAAGAUCUCCAGGUCUUCCGCGCCCCACAUCGUGUAUGGGGACUCGCAGACCAACGGGCCGGACAAGGUGCGGUACUACUUCUCGCCCUUCAUCAACGAGUUUGGUUUGGGAGCUGUGGAGAGUGCGGGGCCCGAGGGUCACGUGGUGGUGAAGGAGGGGCUCUUUGGAUUGCAUGCGGAGGUGCGCGGGCCGAGUGGCACAGAUCGCCGGAUCCUCUUCCCCAUCUACAGCGGGAUGGCCUACGUGUCUGGCCUCUACGAGGGCUUCACUCCGCAGGUGACCUCCGAGCGGGCCUUGCUUUUGCUGGAGCCCGUUGCUGAUGGCAUUUGGAGGCUCCUGAACAACGGGGGCAAGGAGUUCCGGCUCUACGCCAUUGACACUGCGGGCAACUUCGCGGAUGCAUCCUUUGAGUUUGGCCCAGAUGGAAAGAUGAACAAGGCGUUCCAUGGCUGGAUCCGUCUGGCGGAGGUGCAGGCGCCCGAAGAUCACGCAAUCCUGGACCUGCACGCUCCAGCAGUCCUCAUAGACUGGGAGCUGGACGUUCCGGGCGGCGGGGCCGUGAAGUACCACUUUACCAAGCACGCCUCGGUGCCCACACAACUCCUUCAUUUUGCCUACCCGCACCACGAGAAGCUGAUGACGGGGAACACCCAGCAGGUCGCGCAGCUCACACGCAUGAGAGCGCCCACCAAGGGCCGGAUGGCAGGCGUCACCGGGGACCAGUGGCACCUGCAAAUAAGCACGGCUGAAGAGGACGGCCUCGACUUUCUUCCCAAGACGGAGCCCCGUGGUGAUCGAGUGGGCGACCUGACCCAGAAGGCCGUGGACACCUUGGCGUGGUUCCUGGACGGAGACCAAUGGAAGCAGGCGAUGUUCAAGGGAAGCUACUACUUCAGCGGCAAAGGCUUCCAGAAGGUCGCAUACACCUGCCUUCUGUUGGAGAAAUUCCAUGGGCUUGCCAGCACUCACACGCAGAACUGCGCCGACAUCUUGAAGAAAGGCUUCCAGUGCUUGUACGUGCCGGGCACGGCUGGUUGUGCCGGUGCCCCCAUGGGCCUCUACUACGACCACUGGUGGGGCGGCGCUGCCAGCCGCGAGGGGUUUUCUGAUAAGGGCUGCCGGACGGCAGACUUUGGCAACGCCUGCUACAACGACCACCACUAUCACUUCAGCUACUUCGUGGUGUCGGCGGCGGCUCUGGUGAAGCUUCAGCCGGAGAUGGCGGCAGACGCAGGCUUCGUGUCCUUUGUGGACACCUUGAUCCGAGACACCACCAACCCCAGUUCCCAGGAUGGCUACUUUCCGGUGUUUCGCUCCUUUGAUUGGUUCGACCUGCACUCCUGGAGUCGUGGCGUGAUUCCCAGUGCCGACGGGAAGGACCAGGAGUCGACCUCGGAGGAGCUGAACCUGCUUUAUGGUAUCCGACUUUGGGGCGUAGCCUUGCAGAGGACUGCCCUGCGAGAUCUUGGCACCACCAUGCUCGCCUUGUGUGCAGCAACGAUCCGGGAGUUCUUCCUGAUGAAGUCCGACAACGAGCACCACCCCGCAGACUUUGCGGCAAACCACGCGACAGGCAUCUUCUUCCAGAACAAGGUGGACUAUGCCACAUGGUUUGGCUGGAGGUACGAGUUCAUCCAUGGCAUCCAGAUGUUGCCCGUUACCCCAGCCCUGCUGCUGACACGAACGCAGGAGUUUUGCAGGCAGGAGUGGGACAACGUCCUGUCGCGACUGCCGCUGAGCCCAACGGAUCCUUGGACGUCGCUGCUGCUCACCGGCACGCUGGCCAUCAUCGAUCCGGAGGGCGCCUACGAGAAGCUUAGCGCCAUGUCACCUCACUUCAUGGACGACGGCCUGACCUGGGUGUGGUCUCUCUAUUGGUCUGCUAGCUUGUCUGGAGCCGACGCAGUGGGAAGCACCACCGGUGCCUCCACCACGCCGUCGGCGCCUUCUGGCGUGAACGUGGCCCUGGAUCGCCUGGCCCUCGCCUCCUCCGAGGCCGCGCCCGAGCUCGGCGCCGCUCGCGCGGUGGAUGGCCUCUUCGUCACCUACUGGAGCCCGGCAGCCAGCGACGAGGACCCGUGGAUCUCGGUGGACCUGGGCACCGUGCAGCGCCUGUCGCACAUCGUCUUGUACUGGGGCGAGUUCUACCCGCUCAGCUACUGGGUCCAGGCCAAGGACGAUGUGUCGGACUGGUCCACGAAGGCCGUGAACCUUGGUGCAGCGGGCAAUCUGCAAUCGAACAUGCCAGUGAACACCUUUGCGCGGUUUGUUCGGGUGGUGUGCCAAAGCAGUGCAGGCUCGGACCUUCGCCUGUGGGAGAUCAAGGUCUAUGCAGAUGAAGUUGCCACAACCUCGGUGACCACAUCUACGUCCACAGCAUCCACGGUUGCCGCGACCACGGCAGCCGCGACCACGGCACUGCCAACAACCACCACUGCCGAGGUAAUGACAACCACGGCUGGGGCAGGCACCACCACUGAGGCAAUGACAACCACGGCCGAGGCAGUGACAACUACGGCCGAGGCCAGCACCACAUCCGCGGCCCAGACGAGCACACUGUACCUUGGGCCCAACUUGGCCUUGACGAAGCCUGUGCUGGCGUCAUCCUUCCGGUCUCCCACCGAGUUCGCGUUCAGAGCCGUGGACGGAGAUUCAGGCACUCAGUGGGCAUCUGCUGGGAGCGACCAGUGGCUCUGGGUUGAUCUGCUGGGUCUGCAUGAGGUGCAUCGCGUGGUCGUCGCCUGGGGCUCGGAGUAUGCGGAGUUGGUGAUCCAGACGGCGCCGGAUGGCAUCGUUUGGACGGAUGCAGCCACAGCUGCCCGGCAGCCUGGCUUGGUGGCAACCGAGUUCCAGCCCCCGAUCCAAACCCAAUGGGUGCGAGUGCUUUGCCGCACGAGCUGCAGCAUUCGAGAGCUGAGCAUCCAUGGAGGUGCGCCAAGCACCACCACGCCCACUGCGCCCACAGUCCCAACAACCUCCGGCCAGACCCCGGUUUCCAGUGGGGUGAAUCUCGCCCUGGCGCAUCCCGUGCUUUCGUCUUCCCAGAGGUCGGCCGAGGAGCACGUGUCCAAGCUGGUGGAUGGCUCCGAGAGCAGUGAGUGGGCCUCCGCCGUGGGAGAAGCCGCGCCCUGGGUUUGGGUGGACCUGCUGGGCGUGUUUUCCAUCGCGGAGGUGGCGGUCCACUUCGGCGACGGCGCCGCGCAGUACACGGUGGAGACCAGCGCCACCGGGGAGAAGUGGACGGCCGUGGCCAUGGAUCAGGGUCGGGCGAACGAGGUGGUGACCACCCCCUUGCGCGGCGAGGCCAAGUUUGUGCGCCUGGUCUUCAAGUCCCUGGACACCUCCAGUGUCAGCGUGCGGGAGCUCAAGGUGUUUGAAGCCAGCAGUGGCGGCACCAGUUCCAUGGCACCCAGCACGAGUUCUGUGGCCAAGGGCAAGCCCGUGCUCGCUUCGUCCCAGCUCAUCAGCGACUUUGCAGCACGAGCUGUGGACGAUGCCAUGGGCACUUCCUGGGCAUCGGUGCCGGUGGGGGAGCAGUGGAUCUGGGUGGACCUCCUCACCAGCCACGACCUCAGCCACGUGGUGAUCUUCUGGGGCGACAACAUCCCCAGCAGCUACAACUUGGAGAUCAGCUCUACUGGCGUCACCUGGGAGGUGGCGGUGCAUGACGUCCAGCCGGAACUGGCCGGCGAGGUGCAGACGGACUUGGCCGGCGUGAAGUCCCAGUGGCUGCGCGUCUACUGCAAGGGCGACCACGGCUGCAGCCUCCGGGAGCUGCAGGUCCGGAACUUCCGAUCUGAAAGUACCCGUUUAAACCGCCGAUUUUUUUGGGGGAACCAAAGGAUAAGUACAGGGCUUUAAGCCUAUGAACGCUCUUGUUUUGGAGAAAGGGAGAAGCGCAGGGCUGUAAGCCGCGCGCUGCAGGUCUUUGGGGCGCCAUCCGGGGCGCCCAGGUUUCUUCGAGAGGUCAGCGAUGUUGCCGCGCCGCUGAAGUGGCCUUUGUGUUUGCUUUUUGCAGUUGUCUCAGUCGGCAUUGCGCUGAGCCUGCCCGCAAAACCUGAUGGGGGUCGGCAAAUUGACCCCAAGGAUCAGGUGUGCUUAGCAUGAUGUAUGCGUCAUCUGAUGCUUACAUACAUGUCUACAUUUUUGGUGCACUUUUGCACACGUUUAACCCUUUGCGGGUUCACGCCUGUAAACCCAAAGUGCCUCAUGCGUGCGGACAAGUUGCACGCUCGUUUUCCGGCGCGUGUUUCGGGCGAUUGAUUUAUGUUUUGCCUUAUAGCUUCACUCGGCAUAAGCUGGUGGCUGUCAGGCGAGUGCUGUCUGGACACCAGAAUUCCAGGCUGCACCUUGGGCUAUGGAAAUCGCUGCACCUCUCACACGAAGUGUGACUCAGCGAGCAAUUCCUCGAUUCCGCACGUGCCACCGAGAGCACGCUGAAACUCUAAGUAUCGAGUCCGUUUUGGCGCGACCAUAAAGUGCAGUCAAAUGGGAACCCGCGAAGAAGCCC
This is a messenger RNA of Effrenium voratum, 4910 nucleotides long. NCBI's taxonomy places the organism in Eukaryota, Dinophyceae, Suessiales, Symbiodiniaceae. The record is from the annotation of a GenBank genome assembly.